CUGUGGAAGCUGGAAAAUGGUGUUGGAUCCCCUGGUGCUGGACUUACAAUUGGGAAGCAUCUGACGUGGUGCUGGGAACCGAACUCAUGUCCUCCUGAAGAGCCGCAAAUGCUCUUUGCUGAGACAUCUCUCUAGCCCCUAGAGGUGACUCCUUUUAAGAGGUCCCUUUCCACUUUAUAUUCUUUUCUUGGUGACAGCAUGUUUACUGGAGGCCGAGUUAUCAUUAGCUGCUUGUGGCAUGGAGCAUGGCACCCGGCACCUAGGAGGCGCUCACAGAGAUGUGUACCAAAUGAAUGACUGUAGAGGAUGAGGAUGUCCUGCUCCGGACAUGCCUGCUCCUUCACUGACCUCACUGUGGAGUCUUAGGGCUAGACAAGUGUGAAGGAAUGAUGGGCCCCAGGACACUGUGGUGAGCAGAGGCCUAGAGGAAAUAAACACCCAGGCUAAGGACUGUUGAUACAUUUUUGUCCUGUUAACGAUUUCUUCCUUUGUUUUAAAAAAAUAUUUUUUUUCUGAAUUUCAUAAAAAUACCGUAUUUAGAUCAUUUCUACCCCUUACCCUCCCCUCACCGACUUCUCCUAUGCCCCCACCCCCUCUCACAUUUAUGACCUCUUCUUUGGUUAUUAUUGUCACACACACACACACACACACACACACACACACACACACACACACGGCUGCUGCCAUUAACUGUCUGCGGCUCUUUAUCUGGGGGUGGGACCUUUUGAACUUUCCCCGCAUCCAUGUUGGCAUGCCAACUGAUGAUGUCAUUGUUCAGGUCUUGAUUAGGUGACCAUACGGUUGGGAUUUCCUGGGCGCGGCUUCCCCGUCCUAUAGAAGACACUAUCUGGCAGCAGAUGUCCUGGUCCUCUGGCUCUUCCCAUCUUCCCACCCCUCUUCUUCGGUGUUCCCUGAGCCUUAGGUGUCGGGGUGUGCCGUGGAUGGAUCAAUCGGGGCUGUCGUUCUCUGCCUGUGAACAUUUACCGUACGGGGAAAGAGGAUGCUUUCAGGACAAUUACUCAGCUAGAGUGCCUAGAGGGAGAGAGUACUUUUGGGGAGGGGGAGCUGAGGGGCAGUGUGAGAAGUCUCCAGGGUGAUGAGAGGAGGUGGGCAGGAGUUAGGGGUGCAGACCGUGGCCUGGCACAAAAGACGGAAGCACUCUGUAAGUAAAGCAUCUCCUUUGUAGGGUGUAGAAGUGUUCACCGUCUGAAGAGAGCCUGCCAUGGCCUUGGACAAAGGCCGUUAGACUCCGACAGGGCCCGAAAGCUCUCCCCGUGUGCGCCGUUCCCAUGCUCUUUCUUCUCGGGUGCCCUGUGGUUGGCGGUCUCCCUGUUGUAGUAUGUGUGGGUUUCGGAUUGUGCAGGAGUACUUCUGUCUGUUCCUCCCUCAGCAUGCUUACUUCUUGGGGACAGAGCCUGUGGGAUGGGGACAUGUGGGGGAGAGAGUCCUCUGGGGAGACCAUGAUGCUGUGUGCUAGGGAAAUGAAUUACCCUUCCCUUUGAAAAGCUGGGAACAGAACGCUUUCUCUAGGACUUAGAACUCACCCAACUGGACACUGAACAGGCACGUGGGCUUCUGGUCCCUUGGGUGCCGGUGCUAGUAGGGCCUUGGUUGGCAUUCCCACAAAGACCAUGUCUACUCUGUCUGCAGCGGGAGCCCAGCAUUGACCUGCUGCAGGCCUUUGUGGAGCACUGGAAGGGUAUCACACACUACUAUAUCGAGAGCACAGACGAAAACACCCCAGCCAAGAAAACAGAUAUCCCCUGGCGGCUGAAGCAAAUGCUGGACAUCCUGGUGUAUGAAGAGAGGCAGCAGGUAUCCUCCAGUGAGGCCGGACCCUGUCUGGAAUACUUGCUACAGCACAAGAUCCUGGAGACCCUCUGCACUCUGGGCAAAGCGGAGUACCCUCCAGGCAUGCGACAGCAGGUGUUCCAGUUCUUCAGCAAGGUCCUGGCCCAGGUCCAGCACCCACUGCUACACUACCUGAGCGUCCACAGGCCUGUGCAGAAACUUCUCCGCCUGGGUGGGGCAGGCCCUGGGUCCCUCACGGAAAAGGAAGAAGUUCAGUUCACCAGUGUCCUCUGCUCGAAGAUCCAGCAGGAUCCAGAGCUGCUCGCCUAUAUUCUGGAAGGUAAAAAAAUUAUAGGCAAGAAGACAUCCAGAGAACCUACAGCUCUGCCUGAAGACAUAACUGGCUCCGGGGACAAGGACUGUCCCCGCAGUGACGCUCCCGGCAGGGAUCCCGGACUGGAUAGGGAGCACUGUGGUGUCCCAGCCUUGAGCAGCCACCUGCCUGCUGAGACGGAGGGGCCAGACAAUGGGCCUGGGGAGAGCAAUCUCAUCACCUCCCUGCUCGGGCUGUGCAAGAGCAAGAAGAGUCGGGUGGCCCUGAAGGCACGGGAGAACGUAUUGCUGCUGGUAAGCGUGGCCUCGCCAGCAGCUGCCACCUACCUGAUACAAAGCACCUCCUGUUGUGUGGUGAUAGCCGAGCAUCUCUGCCAGCUGUACCGGUCCAUGCCAGCCUUCCUUGACCCGGCAGACAUUGCCACUUUAGAGGGCAUCAGCUGGAGGUUACCCAGUGCCCCAUCUGAUGAGGCCUCUUUCCCCGGCAAGGAGGCUCUGGCUGCCUUCCUGGGCUGGUUUGAUUACUGCGACCACCUUAUCACAGAGGCACACGCGGUGGUUGCAGAUGCCUUGGCGAAGGCUGUAGCCGAGAAGCUGUUUGUAGAGACCCUGCAGCCCCAGCUCGUGCAUGUAUCCGAGCAGACCAUCCUGACGUCCACUGCCCUGUUGACCGCCUUGCUGCGGCAGCUGCGCUCCCCCGAACUGCUGCAGGAGGCCAUGACCUUCCUCUUGGGCACUGACCAGCAGCCUGCAGCCACAGAGGACAGCCCCCAUACGCUGGGCACACACCUCAUCAUGCACUGUGACCAUCUCUCCGACGAGAUCAGCAUUGCCACUUUGAGGCUGUUUGAGGAGCUGCUGCAGAAGCCGCAUGAAGGAGUCAUCCGCAGCCUGGUCCUGCAAAACCUUGAGGGCCGCCUGUAUGUGGCCCGGGGCUCGCCAGAGCCUGAGAACUAUGAGGACACCCUAGAUCUGGAGGAAGACCCCUACUUCACCGAUGGCUUCCUGGAUUCUGGCCUUCAGCCCUCCACAAAGCCUCCCGCGGCUCCUGCCACCAGUUCAGAUGGCAGAACAGCGGUGACGGAGAUCGUCAACAGCUUCCUUUGCCUGGUCCCUGAGGAAGCCAAGACAUCAGCCUUCCUGGAGGAGAAUGGAUAUGACACGUACGUGCAUGAUGCCUAUGGCCUGUUCCAGGAGUGUAGCUCCCGUGUGGCCCCCUGGGGCUGGCCCCUGGGCCCAGCGCCCCUGGACGCUCACCUACCCGAAAGGCCCUUCUUUGAGGGUCGCUUCCUCCAAGUGCUCUUUGAUCGCAUGACCCGGAUUUUGGAUCAGCCAUACAGCCUGAACCUACAAGUGACCUCAGUCCUGUCCCGGCUUGCCCUGUUCCCCCACCCCCAUAUCCAUGAGUACCUCCUGGAUCCCUACAUCAGCCUGGCCCCUGGCUGCAGGAGCCUGUUCUCUGUGCUUGUCAGGGUGAUCGGGGACUUAAUGCAAAGAAUUCAGAGGGUACCCCAGUUUCCGGGCAAACUGCUCCUGGUGCGCAAGCAGCUGAUGGGCCAGGUUCCCGGAGAGCAUCUGGACCAUCAGACCCUCCUCCAGGGCGUGGUAGUGCUUGAAGAAUUCUGCAAGGAGCUGGCCGCCAUUGCGUUUGUCAAGUUUCCCCCACAUGGUCCUUACCUGAACUCCUCUCCACCCCCGGAAGGGCAAGUCUGAGCCAGGAGCAUGAUGGGCGGAGGGGAAGACGCCUGCCUGUACUUCUGCCCAUGGGGCGGCUUCCUGCCUGGCCAUGCUGCCACGCUGUCCUCCAGACCGGGGGACUUGGGCUGCAGGAGACCUCACUGGUUGACCAUGUGAGCUGAGGUUUCAGGGUGGUGUCACGGAGCCAAAGAGCUGGCUUCUAAGGCAGUGGUGUUCUUGGGGCCUCCUUGGAGCCGCUGGAGGAUGGCCAGUGAGCAUCUAGACCCUAUCUAUCCCUGCUCUACUGUGACCAGGGCCACACCAUGAGACACGUCUAGGGGCGAGGGAAAUGAACUGCUGCCUUUGAGGCUUGCUAGAAAUCUAGUCCAGGGAGAGAGGGCCCAGAACCCUGUCUGUCCCAUUAGUUAUCAUGGAAGCUGCUGAGACUCGGCAGGCUUCUUCAUGGCUUCCGUGGCGUGAACAGAAGUGUCUCGGAGGCAGAGAGGGGGACUGUGGGGAAGCCCCCUCUUCCUGCUCUGCCCUCCCGGAGACGGUUGCAAAAUUUCCAACUGCCUCAUGGCAGGUGCCCAAAGCAUGCUCCGCGCCCAGGCGGGGGCAGCUGCUAACAAGAGCCUUGGCAACAGCUGCAGCCGGGGCAGGCAAGGGCCUUGGAGCUGGGAGCUGGGUGCCAGGCUCCAGCUCCAGCUGGUUCCUCUCUGGCGCCUUCUGAACCCGUCUUAGCAAGUCCACAGCACCUGAGCAGAGAGGUCAUUGACCAGGGGUGGUGGGUCUUGUCCUCUGAAUCCUGCCCGGUACCCAGGGAUCCCAGUGAGAUGUGCUCCUGGGGAGCACAGGCACUCAAGGGACCGGUGGGACAGGGUACCCCAACCCCAGACCCCCGAGGCCUAGUGAGGAGGGGCUGAGACACAAGCAGAUAGCUCUGGUAUUGUUCUUCGUGUGUCCUUCAUGGCUGGGGCUGCCACCCCACCCGGCCUGAAUCUGUCUCAACCUGUAAGAACACCCGGGCGGUGCCAGGCAUUACCUCACGACGGGCCUGCAGUCGUUGGCUUUGCUCCUGGGCAAGGAGGAGCAGGCCAGAGCCCCUUCUGCUUCCUCUUCCUGCCCAUGCCGCCUCUCGAAGCCGGGCACAGGUUGCCAGGAGGUGACAUGAAAGAGGAGGAAACUCAGUGACCUCUACCUCUCCCGAAUUCCUCCCAGCGGGGGAGGACUUGUCUGCUGCUCCGAAGAACAUCACGCACUCCUGUGUGUACGAGCUGUGUAUGUGUGUGUGUGUGUGUGUGUGUGUGUGUGUGUGUGUGUACGUACGUGGGCGCUGGUGUGGGAGCAGAUCUUGGUGGAGUGGGUCUACACUCGGAGAUUCUUACCGUUCGAGGGUCUGGGCAAUAAUGCACUUUGGCAUUUGCAUGGUGUCUUCACAACAGCACAGCAAUAAACGGUGUGAUUGUAUGGACACGA
Peromyscus maniculatus bairdii (prairie deer mouse) is the source of this 5277-nucleotide messenger RNA. NCBI's taxonomy places the organism in Eukaryota, Metazoa, Chordata, Mammalia, Rodentia, Cricetidae. The record is from RefSeq and is a predicted model, not a curated record.